This is a messenger RNA of Suncus etruscus (white-toothed pygmy shrew), 3816 nucleotides long. It is a transcript of the gene CDH11, whose product is annotated as cadherin 11. Gene Ontology annotation, molecular function: calcium ion binding; cadherin binding. Gene Ontology annotation, biological process: cell-cell junction assembly; calcium-dependent cell-cell adhesion; cell morphogenesis. NCBI's taxonomy places the organism in Eukaryota, Metazoa, Chordata, Mammalia, Eulipotyphla, Soricidae. The coding region runs from base 591 to 2981 and encodes 796 amino acids. The transcript has 13 exons. The record is from RefSeq and is a predicted model, not a curated record. Gene Ontology annotation, cellular component: adherens junction; plasma membrane; catenin complex.
CCUCUCACAGCCCCACUGCCCCAGGGUCCCCACAAGAGAUGUGCUGAGAGCCCAGCCAGAAGCUGCUUUUUGGAGAUGGCAGUGUCGCAGCAGAAUCUGUCCAUCGAGGGACACUUGCGUUGGCCACCUGCUGCUCGAUGACCUUCUUGACAGUGGCGUGAGUAGGCGCUGCUUCGAAUGAGCCUGACUAUUCCCUCUGCCAACCUCAGGCAGGUGCCAGCACAUUCCGCCUAGCUCCGGCAGGAAUGGUGGCCCAGAGAUCUGACAUAAAGGACUGGCUUUUGUGAAGACCAGCAGGUGAAGAAAUUCCUGUCUUUUCUGUUCUGUGGCACUGUGAAGCUCUUUGCUGUUACCAGUUGUUGACUGUCAAUCAGAUGGGUGGAGUGUGUUACAGAAAUUGGCAGCAAGUAUCCAAUGGGUGAGAAGAAGCCAAUCAGAGAGAAGGACAGCCCAGACGUGAUAUGCUCAUCCAAGAGAGAAGGUGUACUUCGAGUAAGGGCUGUGUGACUUGUCAGGAGGCCCCCAAUUGAGAGGCUCCCCCUCUGGGGUAUAGUUGUCUUCUCACUCCGGUGCCUACCACGUAACCAAAAAUGAAGGAGAACUAUUGUUUACAAGCCGCCCUAGUAUGCCUGGGCAUGCUGUGUCACAGCCACGCCUUCACCACUGAGCGACGAAGCCACCUGCGACCCUCGCUCCAUGGGCACCAUGAGAAAGGCAAGGAAGGACAAGUGCUGCAGCGCUCCAAGAGAGGCUGGGUCUGGAAUCAGUUCUUUGUCAUUGAGGAGUACACCGGGCCUGACCCCGUGCUGGUGGGCAGGCUUCAUUCCGAUAUUGACUCUGGUGAUGGGAACAUUAAAUACAUUCUCUCAGGUGAAGGAGCCGGAACCAUUUUUGUGAUUGAUGACAAAUCAGGGAACAUCCAUGCCACUAAGACAUUGGACCGAGAAGAGAGAGCCCAGUACACGCUGAUGGCUCAGGCAGUGGACAGGGACACUAACCGGCCACUAGAGCCACCAUCAGAAUUCAUCGUCAAGGUCCAGGACAUUAAUGACAACCCUCCUGAGUUCCUGCAUGAGACCUAUCACGCCAACGUGCCAGAGAGGUCUAACGUGGGGACGUCAGUAAUUCAGGUGACAGCCUCAGAUGCAGAUGAUCCCACCUACGGAAACAGCGCCAAAUUAGUAUACAGCAUCCUGGAAGGACAGCCUUACUUUUCAGUGGAAGCACAAACAGGCAUCAUCAGAACUGCCCUUCCCAACAUGGACAGGGAAGCCAAGGAAGAGUACCACGUCGUGAUUCAGGCCAAGGAUAUGGGUGGGCACAUGGGUGGACUCUCAGGGACAACCAAAGUGACGAUCACACUUACUGAUGUCAAUGAUAACCCACCAAAGUUUCCACAGAGCGUAUACCAGAUGUCUGUGUCAGAAGCAGCUGUCCCUGGGGAGGAAGUAGGAAGAGUAAAGGCAAAAGACCCAGACAUUGGAGAAAAUGGCUUAGUCUCAUACAAUAUAGUUGAUGGAGAUGGCAUGGAAUUGUUUGAAAUCACAACAGAUUAUGAAACCCAGGAGGGUGUAUUGAAGUUGAAAAAGCCUGUAGACUUUGAAAGCAAAAGAGCAUACAGCUUGAAGGUUGAGGCAGCCAACGUGCACAUUGACCCGAAGUUCAUCAGCAACGGACCUUUCAAGGACACUGUCACCGUCAAGAUCUCAGUUGAAGAUGCAGAUGAGCCUCCCAUGUUCUUGGCCCCAAGUUAUAUUCAUGAAGUCCAAGAAAAUGCUGCUCCUGGCACUGUGGUUGGAAGAGUCCAUGCCAAAGACCCUGAUGCUGCCAACAGCCCAAUAAGGUAUUCCAUCGAUCGACAUACUGACCUUGACAGGUUUUUCACAAUUAAUCCAGAGGAUGGUUUUAUUAAAACUACGAAACCUUUGGAUAGAGAGGAGACAGCCUGGCUCAACAUAUCUGUGUUUGCAGCAGAAAUCCACAAUCGGCAUCAGGAAGCCAAGGUCCCAGUGGCCAUUAGGGUACUUGAUGUCAAUGAUAAUGCACCCAAGUUUGCUGCCCCUUAUGAAGGUUUCAUCUGUGAGAGUGAUCAGACCAAGCCACUUUCUAAUCAGCCAAUUGUUACAAUUAGUGCAGAUGACAAGGAUGACACAGCCAAUGGACCAAGAUUUAUCUUCAGUCUACCCCCUGAAAUCAUUCACAAUCCAAACUUCACAGUCAGAGACAACAGAGAUAACACCGCAGGGGUGUAUGCCCGGCGUGGAGGGUUCAGCCGGCAGAAGCAGGACUUGUACCUCCUGCCCAUCGUCAUCAGUGAUGGGGGCAUUCCGCCCAUGAGCAGCACCAACACCCUCACUAUUAAGGUCUGCGGGUGCGACGUAAAUGGGGCGCUGCUGUCCUGCAACGCGGAGGCCUACAUCCUCAACGCUGGCCUGAGCACUGGGGCACUGAUUGCCAUCCUCGCCUGCAUCGUCAUUCUCCUGGUCAUCGUGGUAUUGUUCGUGACACUCAGAAGGCAAAAGAAAGAACCGCUGAUCGUCUUUGAGGAGGAAGAUGUGCGUGAGAACAUCAUCACCUAUGAUGAUGAAGGGGGUGGGGAGGAAGACACAGAAGCCUUUGAUAUAGCCACCCUGCAGAACCCUGAUGGCAUCAAUGGAUUUAUUCCUCGCAAAGACAUAAAACCUGAGUACCAAUACAUGCCCAGACCUGGGCUCAGGCCAGCACCCAACAGCGUGGAUGUGGACGACUUCAUCAACACGAGAAUACAGGAGGCGGAUAAUGAUCCCACCGCCCCACCUUACGACUCCAUCCAAAUCUAUGGUUACGAAGGCAGGGGCUCUGUGGCCGGGUCCCUGAGCUCCUUAGAGUCGGCUACUACCGAUUCAGACUUGGACUAUGACUACCUACAGAACUGGGGGCCUCGUUUUAAGAAACUUGCAGACUUGUAUGGUUCCAAAGACACUUUUGACGAUGACUCUUAACAAUAACGAAACAAAUUUGGCCUUAAGAACUGUGUUCUGGUGUGCUGAAGAAUCUAGAAGAUAGGUAAACAGGUAUUUUUUUAAAUCAAGGAGAGACUCGUGUAAAGCAAGCCAAGUUUUACAGAAAGGAUACAUUUAAUAAAACUGCAAGGACAUCCAAGUGGUAAAUACUGUGAAGUACCUUUUCUCACACAGAAAAAGCAAAUGCUGAAGCUGUUUAGCAACUUCAGGAGAGCAAAAACCACUCGACAUACAAAAUAUUUAAGAGAAGGAGAAGGCUCAUGGUGAACGUACAAUGAAGGGAAAUUGUUUAUAUGUUAUGAACAUCUAAGUCUUUCUUUUCUUAUUUUUUUUUUUAUUUGUCAAAGAAGCUUCCACAAAAUUAGAAAGGACGACAGUUCUGAGCUGUAAUUUCGCCUUAAACUAUGGACACUCUAUAUGUAGUGCAUUUUUAAACUUGAAAUAUAUACUAUUCAGCCAGCUUAAACCCAUACGAUGUAUGUACAAUACAAUGUACAAUUAUGUCUCUUGAGCAUCAAUCUUGUUACUGCUGACUCUUGUAAAUCUUUUUGCUUCUACUUUCAUCUUAAACUAAUACGUGCCAGAUAUAACUGUCUUGUUUCAGUGAGAGGCGCCCUAUUUCUAUGUCAUUUUUAAUGUAUCUAUUUGUACAAUUUUAAAGUUCUUAUUUUAGUAUACAUACAAAUAUCAGUAUUCUGACAUGUAAGAAAUGUUACGGCAUCACACUUAUAUUUUAUGAACAUUGUACUGUUGCUUUAAUAUGCGCUUCAAUAUAUGAAGCAAUCUUUGAAAUAAAAAAAAGAUUCUUUUUUAA